AUGUCUCGUCGAUCUAUUUGGCAAAAUAUGCGAAUGGAGGCACGUAGUCGCGUGAGUGAUGUGGAGACCACCCCACUCUCGCAGGAUACACCCAACAACGAUACUGGACGAAGACUGUCGGUCAGCAGUAAUAACGAGCAAAGUCUGACAAAGUCAGACCGUUCGAGUAGAGAGAUGAAUGAAGAAGCAACGGUGGAGAAAAACAACAAGCGUAAGAAAACAACCAAGAGUAAAACGCAUAAAAAAAAUAAUAACAAUACUAAUAAUAAUAAUAAUAAUAAUUACGAUGAUGGUUCUCACUCUCAGGAACGGAAGGAGAAAUCGUUUGCAGGAAAGUCAACGGAAGAGAGUGAAGAGGAAGAAGAGAUGGAUAACACGGCUGUGCGAAGACUACACAGUCUGGAGAACACAGCCACACCUGUACCAUUGGUAUCGGUUCUAGAUGUACAAACCGGUACUUCAAUGGGAAAAUCUGUUCCUUCGGAAGUAACACCUGUGGUGACUUCUACUGCAACUACUAAUACUAAUAUUACUACUACUACUACUACUACUACUUAUGUUGCUGAACCCCCUGUUAGAGAAAUGAAUCCAUUGAUGAAAGAUGAAAGUAACAGUCGAGAAGAUACUGGUCGAGAUUCGAGUAUGAUGCGUCAUGAAAGUAGUUAUUUGGCUUUGCAAGUAGAAUUGGCAGAAGAAAAGAAAAAGAACAUUGAUGCGGAACAACGUUUAUUAACAUUAGAAAAGGAAAUAAAAGUACUUCGUUCAGAGAAUAUGCGAUUGGCCUCUCUAGGAGCUGAAGGAGGAAAUGUAGUAAAUAAAAAUACCCCUGCUGCUGCUGCUGGAGGAGAUCAUACGUGGGAGGAUAUGCAUAUCCCCAUCAGCGGCGAACACCCAUCGCCGUUGGAGCAAAUGGUGAAAGAACUACAGGAUGAAUUGCGAAUGAUGAAACAAUACACAAAAGAGUUGGAGUCUCGUCUGGCUGUUAAAUCCACCGCAUUAGAACAACGAACCCGCGAGGUGGAACAGAAAGAAAAUCGCAUUCGACAGUUGGAACGCACCAUCGCGGAUGAAUUAAUUUGGCGCAGCAAAGAAGAGGCCGCCCAUCACGGCGGUGAGGGAACGAACAGCAGCGGCAGCCGCACACCGCGGGGAAGCCAAAAAGCCACCACCACACCAACACCCAUCACAUCUACUAUCAUCCCAACAUCCACAGGCCCUACAAUUAUCCCAACAACAUCAACAACAAUCAUAACAUCAACAAGUGUAACUCCACCCGCAGUGGUGCGAGUACAGGCGGAAAGAGGCCGAUCUCAAUCACACGCACACGCACACACACACGCACACGCAUUACAUCCAACAAUAAAUAAAAAAGAAUUGUUAUCACCCGAUCGUCCAUCAUCUGUGCCGCAAUCACGACACCCAUCGAGUGCGCGGGUUGUGGUUCAGCCAAAAGAACACGUGAAAGAAAAAGAAAAGACAAUUCCCUCAAGUUCACGUCGGGCCGCAUCCAAUAGUCGUAGAUCCUCAGCAGCCAACAUCAGCACUACCGCCAUGCGAGUACGGCGAAAAGAAAGUACGGACUCUACUCUACACGUCUCCCGAACCGCAACCGCAACCGCAGCCGUUUCUUCCACCACAACAGCGCCCUCCCGCACUUCCAGCGCCACUCGAAAGAAAACCGCAUCGAAGCCAACACAUCCUUCACGACGGGCGGCAACAAACAUUAAACGCACAAGUCUGAGUCCAACACCGUACGUGGCGUUGUUUGAUGAUCCACUACGCGAUGAGACCUCAUCUCGGCGGCCUGUAAAGCGCCCAGCAACACUCGAAACCUCCGCUGCUUCUCUCUCACUCUUGAGUAAUCACACAGGAACAACAACAGCAGCACCACUGCACAACUUGGAUACACGCUCUGUCGCCUCUACUGUGCGGUCGAGGCCGCGUAUUCAUCAGGACAGUGAUGGUAUAACCACAACAACAACAAUGCGGAGUAGCACAACAACGGUAGUGACGCGUAGUGUAAAGCGGCGUGAGUCUCCUUCGUUGGUGCCGCAGCCACGGCCGGAUUAUGUAGAGGAACAACCCUCAGAGCAGCCGUUUGUAUCGGAGAAAUUCUCUACAACUACAUACAGACCAAAUAGAUUGGUGCGAUACUACAAGAGUGGAGAUAGUGAGCCCAGAAGUACUGAUUGA
Messenger RNA from Trypanosoma theileri, 2193 nucleotides. RefSeq lists its product as uncharacterized. The record is from RefSeq and is a predicted model, not a curated record. NCBI's taxonomy places the organism in Eukaryota, Euglenozoa, Kinetoplastea, Trypanosomatida, Trypanosomatidae. The coding region runs from base 1 to 2193 and encodes 730 amino acids. The transcript has a single exon.